Bursaphelenchus okinawaensis is the source of this 3653-nucleotide messenger RNA. The record is from the annotation of a GenBank genome assembly. NCBI's taxonomy places the organism in Eukaryota, Metazoa, Nematoda, Chromadorea, Rhabditida, Aphelenchoididae.
AUGGCUGAUAAAGAUUUGAAGAGGAAGAAAAAGAAAACAUUGACUGAUGACGGGACACCAACUCCGAAGGACGAGGAUAGAAGAGUAAGUAUUUUUGAGAUUUUUUGGAAAUUUUGGUUACGGUUGUUAAGUUUUACGAUGGAUAUUUAAACUUGUACUUCAAGACUGCGGGUGUCAAUUUAUACGAUGAGAAGUAUCUUUUGCUAGCUUUAUUGUUAUUUUUACGUUACAGGCGAAAUCAAGAUUAAAUGCGCCUACACGCUCUUCAAAUGAGCCGUUAAAGUCAAUGUACCUAGACGCUCUUUUGGAAGGAACUUCACCCAAAUCUACAGAUCUUACCGGUAGCCCAAGCUCUCCAAAUACGCCUCCUACUGGCGGUUCAAAGCCUUCAAGUACACCUCCUACUGCCGGUUCAAAGCCUUCAAGUACACUUCCUACCGUAAGCCCAACGGCUGCAAGUCCAGCUGCGAAAGAAAGCCCGAAGUCUACUACUCCAACUGAAAGCCCAAAAGCUGCAAGUCCAGCUGCAGUAGAAAGCCCGAAGACUACAGCGCCAUCUCCAACUGAAAGCCCAAAAGGUGCGAGUCCAGCUCAAGUAGAAAGCCCGAAGAAUAAAGCACCAGCUGCAGUAGAAAGCCCAAAAACUACAGGUAAAGCCUCAAUUUUCAUUCCAAAGUCUACGUACAUACUUCCACCCAACGGCCCAAAAUCAGCGCAUUUGGGUCUAAUUGACAAUCCUAAAUAUACAGCUCCGAAAGAAGGCCCAAAGUCUGUACAUGUAGCGCUGAACGCCGCUCCAAAAUCAGUCAGAGUCGAUGAUAAACCGACUAAAUCCAUUGUUUCUAUUCCAGACGCGAAACAGAAGCCGAAGGAAAAGCCGAAAAAUACAUCAGCUUACAUGGAUGAAGUUCUUCAGCCACCCAAAGUUGAAACUCUUACGGUUACGUUUGAUUAUGAACCCGGAGACACGGUGAGUUUAGUGAAAAGUACUAUGUGUAGUCGAAGUCAUCAAGGAAAGUACAAGACCUGCUUCGCUCUGAUUGACUUCAAACUGUUUAUACAGAAAGAUCAUGUAAAUAUAAGACCUUCAGUAAAGUACUAAAUUGCACUUUUCAGUCAAUUUCAAGAAAAUCGAGAUUAAAUAUACGUUUUGAAUUUCUCGCCAAUUUGACAUAGUGUUUCAAGCUUGUAACUUUGCCAUUUUUUGAGUUUUAUGAAUUUUUCUUUGAUAUACUGGUAGAAAAUUUUUAAAUGAAUCUACAUUUUUAAAUUUGUAAGCCUAGUUUGUCUGUAAAGUCGAAAAAACUGCUUGAAACACAAUGCCAAUUUGGCGGGAAAUUCAAAACGUAAUUUUUUGAUCUCGAUUUUCUCGAUAUUGAUUGAAAAGCGCGAUUAGUACUUUGCUGAAGAUCUUAUAUUAAAAUGAUCUUUCUAUAUAAAAAGUUUGAAGUCAAUCAGAGCGAAGCAGGUCGGGCCCUUUCCUUGUAAGAUAGCAGAAAAGUUUUGUCGUUUUUUAACAGCACGUUAAAUUGCGACCAGACUUUUGCGGCCUGGGUAUGGCCGUUUUUUGUUUUAAACGCUAGUUGACUGUAUAUCUGAUUUUAGCUGGGCCUGGAAGUGACGGAACGAUUAAAAGUGGUAAACGUUGACAAACGACCGGGUCACUCACCUCUUUGGGGCAAACUGAAAGCUUACGACAAGAUAUUGCAAGUCAACAAGAAAAAGGUAAGUUUUUGUUUAUGGAACUACCGUUUAAAAAAUUUGUUUGACUAUACAGUAGGCUUCUGUAUAACGAAUCGCUUGAGGAUUUAAAAUUUGCUUGUUGUAAAGGUUGUUUUGGUAUAGAGAAGUUCGUUAUACAGAAGUUUGUUGUAAUACAGUUCGUUAUAUAGGAUUUUUACUGUACUAGUCUUCUUGUACGUUCGUUUUAGGUACAAACAAAAGAUGAAUUAGUGCAAUCAUUACCGCGAACUUCAUCAACUGUAAAGUUGAUAGUUGAAAGGUACAUUAGAGUAAGUGAGUUAACGCCUCUCCGAAGAGCAUACCAUCAAACGGACAAGUUAUACCCGGUAAGCUUGUUAUAUCCUACCUUGGCUUUGGUUUGGCUUGGCUUUGCUUUAUCCUUGUCCACUUGAUCUAGCUUUGCCCGGCUUGAGUCUUAGUUUGGCAUUAGCGUUGUUCUAGCUCUACCUUAGCUUUGCUCUAUCCACGCUUGGUUUUGCUUAAGCUGAGCUUUGGUCUUGACUUGGCCUUGUUCCAGCGCCGGUGUAGUCCUUACUUGGUCUUCUCUAGCUCUGGUCUAGUCCAGCCUUGGCCUUGCUUUGGCUGGGCUUUAGUCUUGACUUGACCCUGUCCCAGCUCUUGUUUUGCCUUUACCUGGUAUUGUCUUAGCUUUGGUCUAGUCUUGCCCUGACCAUGCCCUAGGGCUAUGCUCUAGUUUUGCUUUGGCUUGAUCCUAGCUCUAGUUUAGUUCUGCCCUUGCUCUGCUCUAGUUUUGUUUUAGCCCGUACUUCAUUCUGUUUUGGCCUUACUUUAGCCCUGUUUUAACUUUGCUCUACCUUGUCUUUGCUCUGGACAUUGCCUACGCAAUAGAAAAAAUAAUUUGUUGAAUUUUCAGCUCGACGCCUGUUUGACAGUGUUUCUUUUGCAAAGCAAAAAUGGUCGAUUAGGGUUGAAAUUUGGAAUAACAAAAAGUUUGUUGGUAGUGAUGGGUGUGGUAGAAGAUUCGCCUUGUGAGUAAUUUUUUCGAUAUUUAUCAUUGUUUGCCAUUUUUUUCAAAACUUUAUGAAAUUUUAUUUUUUAAAUUUUUUAAAAAUAAUUUUAAAAAAUUUUUUUAAAAAAUGUCUUAAAAUUUAAAAAUUUUUCAGCCAGUGGCGUCUUGGAAGCGGGCGAUAUAAUUUUGGACAUUCACGGCGUAAAAUGUGACAAUGCGGAGAAAGCGAAGAAAGCGUUGAGUAGCGCGAUGAAGCAGUACAAAAUGAUAUCACUGGCGGUUGUUCGCCCGUUGACUGUAGAAACGCUGAAAAAAGCCCAGCCGAAUAUUGACGAAUCUGAAGAGAAAACGAAAGCUGAUGCCAUGCUGAUUGGACGAGCUGAGGCUUUGAACCGCCGAUUGAAGGAGCCGAAGGUUGGCAAAGGGAUCUUGGUUAAGGUAGGGUUGAUGGUUCUUUAUUUUAUGAUUUUUUUGAUUCAUUCAAGGACGUCGCUACGGAUUUUCUCUGGGGGGGCGAUAAAAAAUGUUGUCUGCAGUUACCUGUGGACCAAUUUAAAAAAAAAAUUUUUUUUUGCGUUUAGGUACCACCUACCUGUGGAAUUUUUUUUUGGAUCGACAAUGGGGGGUUGGGUACCCCCCUCCCCCUCUACCCCUUCCCCUAAACGACGUCUCUGGGUUUAUCUUACUUUUUUUAUUUUUUUUGUUUAUCUUAUCCUACCUUCACUCCUACCACUAACUCCACUUUUUCCAGCGUUCUGCGAAGACAAAGAACCGAGCUACUGUGAAUACAAGCCCCAAUGUACUGGAUGUUCAUACGGAUACUGAGAAGGAAGAAAUACCCAAUUUACAUUCGGUCAAAGAGAUGAAUGACGACACUAGAAUGCCGAAGCAAAAAAACAAAACGGAAUUACUUAACGAAAAGAUCUUUGCCGAGUACUAA